This is a messenger RNA of Alosa sapidissima (American shad), 836 nucleotides long. RefSeq names its product mitochondrial ribosomal protein L33 (gene mrpl33). Gene Ontology annotation, biological process: translation. Gene Ontology annotation, cellular component: ribosome; mitochondrion. NCBI's taxonomy places the organism in Eukaryota, Metazoa, Chordata, Actinopteri, Clupeiformes, Clupeidae. The record is from RefSeq and is a predicted model, not a curated record. Gene Ontology annotation, molecular function: structural constituent of ribosome. Bases 91 to 288 code for a protein of 65 amino acids. The transcript is spliced from 4 exons.
UAAUACAUCCCUGUCGCAGUCUGACUUCCGUUCAUCUAGUGGCUCAUGGUGGUCCAACGAGACGCAGCGGUCAUCAAGGAAUGAGCGACAAUGUUUCUAACAACUGUCAACUUGGCUAAAGCCAAAUCCAAGACAAUCCUAGUGCAGAUGAUGAGUGCUGCUGGGACGGGUUAUUGUUUCAAUACUAAAAGAGGUCGACUGCGGGACAAAUUGGUCAUGCGCAAACAUGACCCACUUGUCAACAAGCACGUUCUUUUCUUUGAGAAGAAGAAGAUCCGAUCCAUUUAAAGGUGAUGGAAUACCUGUAUGGGUCACCGGCAUGGGCAGCCAUAGUAAAAUGAGAGGUUUCCAUCAACCUCUCAGGACUCUGUAUAACUUCCAUAUGUAUGCUCACCAUGGUAUGGAUGGCUGCUGAAGACAGGUUUUCAGUGUGUAAUGUGGAUGUAAUGCACUGAUGUUCCUUUUAAUUUCUUUGUUGUUAAGCAUAUAUACGGUAGAAAACAUUUUGUUAACUCAACUCCGAUAAUGGUCACACGAUAACACCAGAAAAACUCAAGUUUCAGGCAGCCAUGAUUCAAGAUAAUCCAAUAUGGCUGCUGCAAAGGCUGAUAUUACGCUUAAUUGCUAAACAUUACCUAAAUCUGUAGACAAUGGGUGCUACUCCUGUGUUCUCUUGUGGAUAUAUGCCUAUUUCAGCGGAUAUUUGUUUGUGGUGAUUCAAGUAUACUUAUACAAUAUGAAUCCAAAAUACAUGUUAAUAACUUGGUGUCAAUUGUGAUUAUUUUGCUAUCAAAUCAUAAGAACAGAAUAAAACAUUUGCUUUACAUUUUUUACAA